Messenger RNA from Acipenser ruthenus (sterlet), 1655 nucleotides. RefSeq lists its product as uncharacterized. The transcript has 2 exons. Lineage: Eukaryota; Metazoa; Chordata; Actinopteri; Acipenseriformes; Acipenseridae. Gene Ontology annotation, molecular function: catalytic activity. Bases 516 to 1457 code for a protein of 313 amino acids. The record is from RefSeq and is a predicted model, not a curated record.
CGACUUACAAUUGUUACAAGAUAUCACAUUAUUUUUUUUACAUACAAUUCCCCAUUUAUACAGUUGGGUUUUUACUGGAGCAAUCUAGGUAAAGUACCUUGCUCAAGGGUACAGCAGCAGUGUCCCCCCACCUGGGAUUGAACCCACGUCCCUCCGGUCAAGAGUCCAGAGCCCCUGACCGCUACUCCACACCGCUGUCCUGCAUCACGGGAUUGACUGUCCUGUCCUUCUUUAUAGAGUCCUAGGCGCAAGCCAGCGCCCUGACGUCAUGCGUCCGGCGUUUCGCAAUAUUUCUGACACUUUUAUUUCUUUAUAAUCGCGCGUUUAUAAACCGAGGAGCGUCUUUGUGUGUGUUUCUAUCCCCGGGAGGAAAGAAGAGGAACACACACACAGAGGACUAUAAAUAAUAAUAAUAAUAAUAAUAAUAAUAAUAAUAAUAAUAAUAAUAAAACACAACACGUCAGCUCUUGAGCGGGUGAUACGGAUGUCUUCCCCUCGUUUUGUGGUUUGGGAAAAUGAGGAGCACCUCGCGUACCUGCACCCCAACCCCUGCACCCCGGGGGUCACCGUCCUGCAGCAGAAACUCCGCCCGGGUGAGGGGGACCCCCCUCAGCCUCUUCCAGCUGCCUCUCCGCGGCUACACUGAGCUGCUGCUCGGGGCGCGGGCAGUGGCUGGGCUCCUGUGCCAGCGUAUCCCCGUGACCCGCUGUGCCCUGAUCUCCGAACCAGAGCCCCCGACCCGACUCAAGCUGGUCCCCCUCCACGGCUUCGGACCGGAUUGGGAGCCCCCCAGUCUCUCGGGGGACCUGGAAUUCAACGCAGAGUACCCAGGAUACUGCUGCUCCAAGAAGGGUCCGCGAGCCGUGGAUUCAGAGCUGGACCGGGUCCAAUCCCGGGUCAGAGCCCAGCUGGAGUCCCGCGCCGUCAGCUACCGCUUCCUAGGGGACCCGGGAGACCCCAGGGUGUUCGCCCGGAUCGUGAGGGGCACAGAGGAGCAGCAGUGGCGUGUGUGGGAGGAUGAGAAUCACGUGGCUUUCCUCACCCCCUUCCCCAACACCCCCGGCUACACCAUAGUGGUCCCCAGGCAGCCCCUCCCCAGCGACCUCUUCAGCCUGGAGCAGGAGGAGUUCGUGAGGCUGGUCCAGGCCGUCCGGAGAGCCGCCCGGGCGCUGAGAGAGGGCCUGGGGGCGGAGAGAUGCGUUCUGAUCUUCGAGGGCUGCCAGGUCGAUUACGCCCACGCCAAACUGGUCCCGGUGAUCAAACCGUCUCGGCAGCCCCCAGAGGAGGAGGAGGAGGAGGAGGAGGAGGAGGAGGAGAGUCUGCACCCCCCGUCCGAAUUCCACAGCUCCUACCCUGGCUACGUCACGUCCGCGGACGGGCCCCCAGCUUCUGAACAAGAUCUGCAGCAGCUGCACGCCCGCGUCCGCUCCAGCCAGCCCCAGACACCGCCUUCUUAAAGGGUACGCAGAGAUUUCUAACUGCACACCCGUCCUGCGCUGCCAUUGGCUCACACGGCUCUCUGACGUGGAGUUUUGAAAGAAACACGUAGUUUAUUAUUAUUAUUAUUAUUAUUAUUAUUAUUAUUAUUAUUAUUAUUAAUUUCUUAGCAGACGCCCUUAUCCAGGGCGACUUACAAUUGCUACAAGAUAUCACAU